Capronia epimyces CBS 606.96 is the source of this 834-nucleotide messenger RNA. RefSeq lists its product as uncharacterized. The annotation marks the transcript as partial. The record is from RefSeq and is a predicted model, not a curated record. Lineage: Eukaryota; Fungi; Ascomycota; Eurotiomycetes; Chaetothyriales; Herpotrichiellaceae. Gene Ontology annotation, molecular function: protein binding. The transcript has a single exon.
AUCGCCCGGCAGGUGAACUUGAACCCCACUCCUUUGGACGACGACAAGGCCAAUGAUGCUUGUCUCGACGGUGGUGAACCCACUGAUAUAAAGACUGCUAUCAUCCCUCUUCCAAAACCAGUCAGCUUGGUGGAUCUACCUACCGAGAUAAUCCAUGAGAUCGCGAAGAAGCUCCAUCCUGUUGAUCGUGUGUGUCUCGCCUUGACAUGCAAGCGUCUCGCCCUAGCAAUCGUGUCUGCCCCUCGCCUCAGCCCAGCAACCUGGUCCCUCUUUUCCGAUCAGCGCUUCGGAUGGCUGCCCCCCGAAUCAUUCAGUCUCAUUCUCCGUCUCGCACACGGUUGGAUCCCAAAGGACAAGCUGCGGUAUUGUUGGAAAUGCCACAAGAUCAUGCCGCGCGAGGAAGCCUUCUUCCGCAGAAGGCUGACAUACAAAAAAAACCCCAAGUGGAGCGUCAAGGUCAACCUUCCGAAACAUGAGUGGGAUCAGAUGAGGAAGAAGGAUAGAUACAAGCACCUCGUCCAGACGUGGUGCACCUCUCCGGCCGAGGAUAGCAGCUGUCUGUACUGUGAUGUAUGCCGCAACAUGCAUCUCGAAGCCAGUAACGCUCAACUUCCCCACCCGGUCGAGUGCCCAACGUGCCUUGAGAGAGAGUUGACAUACGUGUGGCGGCCUAAGCGCAAACAAUUGCUUCGGAGGUGCAUGUGUGAUCUUGUCAGUUUAUGCUGCGGCCCGAUCAAGUGGGUUAUCGAGCGGAUUGCAAUCUACCUGCUUUCGGGCUGCUCUGCGGUUGUCAGAAUGGUGUACAACCAAGGCUGUAGAUGUUGGAGGGCGAUC